Messenger RNA from Triticum aestivum (bread wheat), 611 nucleotides. Its product is annotated as cortical cell-delineating protein-like. The coding region runs from base 166 to 426 and encodes 86 amino acids. NCBI's taxonomy places the organism in Eukaryota, Viridiplantae, Streptophyta, Magnoliopsida, Poales, Poaceae. The record is from RefSeq and is a predicted model, not a curated record. The transcript has a single exon.
AUAGACAAAUGUGUUUUCAGGGGUAGACACCCGUAUUAAGUUUUUGAUGUAGCUUUAGAAAACCUUUUUGUUGCGAUUUCUGUGAGGAAAUUGUUUUGUGUGUGAGGUGUCGUCGUCCAGAUUGUUUCUCUUGUGCUGAGCCGCAAGGUUCAAACCCUCUACUUCAUGUACAUCGCAUGCACGGGUGAAAGGUUACUGCUACUGAAGGUGGAAUACCGUGAAAAUCGGACCGCAACAAGAGACCGGAUCUCGCCCUCGAGGUUCGAUCCUUAUCACUACGGGUCGUGCCCCAGGGACAUGCUGAAGGUGAAGGCGUGCGUGAACGUGCUGGGCCUGCUCAAGGUCAAUGUCAACCAGCCGCGCGACGAGCACUGCUGCUCGCUCCUCGACGGGCUCGCCGGCCUGGACGCGGCGCUCUGCCUCUGAACAAAUCUCCAUGCCAAUGUGCUCGGCCUCAAGCUCGACCUCCCCGUCAACCUACGCCUCAUUCUCAACAACUGCGGCAAGGUCUGCCCCACCGAUUUCCAGUGCCCACACCACUAGAUCGAGUAUUCCGUUUCGAAAAAAACUAGAUCGAGUAUUUCUUGAUGUUGUCAUGCCUGGAUUUUUAA